Molecule: messenger RNA, 423 nt
Organism: Suillus discolor
Lineage: Eukaryota; Fungi; Basidiomycota; Agaricomycetes; Boletales; Suillaceae
Exons: 4
Coding region: 1-423 (140 amino acids)
Source: RefSeq, a predicted model, not a curated record
AUGCAGGAUGAUCAACAGGCAGUAACAGGCAGUGACAUGCACCACCAAUCUUGGAUCAGCCUUUUCCAUGACCAUGCACAGAUCAUGGAUAGUGAUGUUUUUCCUGGAUCCUAUGAGAAGGAAAGGGUAACUCUUCAACCUAGCAUAGACUAUCUGGUGUCAACUCCAUUAUUAGAUGCCUUAGGUAACAUGGUGGCUGGCCACCUCAAGAACAAGUACAAUCAUUAUGUCACUAUACGAGAGUUAGACGAACUUACCAAAUAUUGUGCCGACAAAAAUGUCUAUGGUAGACCAGAAGAGGUCAAGCUUCCUGCACCUGGUGUCCCCAUAUUCCAGAUGAUCACAUCUCCCUGUGUUGGCAUAACCUGUACUAUAUCAACAGACUGCUACUAUGCUGUCUGCGACCUGGAUACCAUAAAAUGA